AUGAACUCGUGGGACGCGGGCCUGGCGGGGCUGCUGGUGGGCACGAUGGGCGUCUCGCUGCUGUCCAACGCGCUGGUGCUGCUCUGCCUGCUGCACAGCGCCGACAUCCGCCGCCAGGCGCCGGCGCUCUUCACCCUGAACCUCACGUGCGGCAACCUGCUGUGCACCGUGGUCAACAUGCCGCUCACGCUGGCCGGCGUCGUGGCGCAGCGGCCGCCGGCUGGGGACCGCCUGUGCCGCCUAGCCGCCUUCCUCGACACCUUUCUGGCCGCCAACUCCAUGCUCAGCAUGGCCGCGCUCAGCAUCGACCGCUGGGUGGCCGUGGUCUUCCCGCUGAGCUACCGCGCCAAGAUGCGCCUCCGCGACGCCGCGCUCAUGGUGGCCUACACGUGGCUGCACGCGCUCACCUUCCCGGCCGCCGCGCUCGCCCUGUCCUGGCUCGGCUUCCACCAGCUCUACGCGUCCUGCACGCUCUGCAGCCGGCGGCCCGACGAGCGCCUGCGCUUCGCCGUCUUCACGGGCGCCUUCCACGCGCUGAGCUUCCUGCUCUCCUUCGUCGUGCUCUGCUGCACAUACUGCAAGGUGCUCAAGGUGGCCCGCUUCCACUGCAAGCGCAUCGACGUGAUCACCAUGCAGACGCUCGUGCUGCUGGUGGACAUCCACCCCAGUGUGCGGGAACGCUGUCUGGAGGAGCAGAAGAGGAGGCGGCAGCGAGCCACCAAGAAGAUCAGCACCUUCAUAGGCACCUUCCUCGUGUGCUUUGCGCCCUACGUGAUCACCAGGCUGGUGGAGCUGUCCUCUGCAGUACCCAUCAGCUCCCACUGGGGGGUGCUGUCCAAGUGCUUGGCCUACAGCAAGGCCGCGUCCGACCCCUUCGUGUACUCCUUACUGCGACACCAGUACCGCAAGAGCUGCAAAGAGAUCCUGAACAGGGUCCUCCACCGGCGAUCGCUCCGCUCCUCUGGCCUCACCGGGGACUCCCACAGCCAGAACAUUCUGCCGGUCUCCGAGUGA
Molecule: messenger RNA, 1014 nt
Organism: Budorcas taxicolor (takin)
Lineage: Eukaryota; Metazoa; Chordata; Mammalia; Artiodactyla; Bovidae
Gene: GPR26
Product: G protein-coupled receptor 26
Exons: 3
Coding region: 1-1014 (337 amino acids)
Biological process (GO): adenylate cyclase-activating G protein-coupled receptor signaling pathway
Cellular component (GO): membrane
Molecular function (GO): G protein-coupled receptor activity
Source: RefSeq, a predicted model, not a curated record